Gopherus flavomarginatus (Mexican gopher tortoise) is the source of this 1977-nucleotide messenger RNA. It is a transcript of the gene MRNIP, whose product is annotated as MRN complex interacting protein. NCBI's taxonomy places the organism in Eukaryota, Metazoa, Chordata, Testudines, Testudinidae. Gene Ontology annotation, cellular component: nucleus. The coding region runs from base 88 to 1293 and encodes 401 amino acids. The transcript has 7 exons. Gene Ontology annotation, biological process: mitotic G2 DNA damage checkpoint signaling. Gene Ontology annotation, molecular function: chromatin binding. The record is from RefSeq and is a predicted model, not a curated record.
GCCGGGAGCGGACGGCGGGUGGUGGGGGUGGUUCGGCGCGCGCUGGAGGGGUCCGCGGAGCUCGGCUCGGGGCGGCCGCUCCACGGGAUGGGGCAACGGUUCCAGGUGCUGAGGUGCUUCUCCUGCGGCACCUUCCAGGUCCACCAGGUUAAAAAGAGCAGAAAAUGGAGCUGCAAAGUGUGUGGUGAGAAGCAGAUGCUGCUAAAGGCCUAUGGCCAAGGCUCUGGGUCUGACUGUAGACGCCAUGUCCAAAAAUUAAACUUGCUACGGGCUGGGAUGGAGGUGGCAGCUGAGGGAACAUCUUGGUGUAUAGAGGAACCAGUGAAUAAUGACAGAGAGAACACAGGAAUUCCACAGGACGAAAAUGUGGGCAGGCAGGAAGAAGACGUGGAAUUCAGUCCCUUGGUCAGCCGGUGGAAUAAGUAUCUGCACAAGGACAGUGGAGAUCAGGAGGAGGUGUAUACAGACAGAGAGCAGAUGUACUCCCAUAAAAGGAACAUUGUGGAAGAACAAAGGAAACGCAAGACCAGCUUCCGCCACAACAAUGCUCAGGAGUGCUUUGAGGAAAAGAGAAUUUAUGGGCUCACUGGCCAAGCCAAGAAAGUCAAAACCUUCGAGAGCAGGAAAGAUUCAACAACGGUAGCUGACCAGGACGGUGGAGAUUAUAUAUGUAACAGCGUUGUGGUUCCUGCUAUCAGUGAGUUUUGGGUACCUGAGAAUACACAAGCUCCAGAGUCAGCUAAUGUCACCAUGUCCAAGUGGGAAAAAUUUCUCCUAUCUCCCAGCAGCUGUAAUAAUGGUAACAUAACCCCUGCAGCACAGAAGAGCAGUUGGAAGUUAGAUACACAGAGGGCCUCUGCAGGAAACUUUCUAAUGCCGGAUGAAUAUCCACAGCAGGAGGAAGAUUCUGAAUCUCCAGGCCCAGGUGCCCAAACUGAAAAGAGCUUCACCAACAGUAAGCAAACAGCACAGAAAUAUGCCUCAAAGCUUCAUAGCACCACACUGGCUGCCAGAGGGCAGACUGCCUUUGAUGUCAGCCAUGCAGUUAUUGAGGGUGUGCUUUCUGGAAAAUAUAAGGACUGCCUGAGUAGGGCAGGGUCUGGUAUUGCAGAGAACAAUGAAGGCAGCUUAUGCUUGGCAGGCACUGUGAUGCCAGCAAACUAUUUAUCCAAGGAUGCUGUGACCUUUACUUCUACAGAUCCUUUUGCUAGCUCUAGUGGGGUGUCUCAGUGUCUUUCUGCUCCAAGUAGCAGCUUCUUUUGCACAGAUGAUGAUUUUGAUGAUAAUCUUUGAAAAGUUCCAGGCUCUGCACUUUAACUUUCUUGCCUGCCCCUGGUGCCUGUUGGUGUCCCUAGUUUAACUACUAUAGCUGCCUAUUGAAAUAUUACUGGGAAGGACAGAAUCUCUGUUCCUCACCUUCUUCCAAAUUAGAAUUAACAUGGAAUGAAUUGCUUGAGGGAAAUAUCCAUGAUCUUUCUCUGACACUUCUGUUUGAAGAAGAAAAGCUGACCCGAGAUUUUUUCCUUUCAGGUAACUGACUGUUCAGAGCAAUUAUUGUGGGGUUUUACUGUUCACAAGUAAUAAACAGAUUUUGUUUUCAAUAUAAUAGGUUCCUCUGGUAGUGCCUUGUAUGCUCCUAGCAGGUGUGUUUGAGGAGGAAGAUGAAAGGUGGGCUCUUCCCUGGCCAUAGCAUUAGCUGUGCUUUUCCCCAUACCGCCAGAGGCAAAGCCCUGCUGCUGCAUAACUGUCACUGGCUGUAGUGUCGCUUAGGAGAGCCAGUACUUCACUAAGUGCACUGCUAGUCCCUGCUGAGGGAGGCCUGGGUGCUUCUCCCCUCUUGUACAGGUGAUCUAAUAUUUUGAGAAGUUAAUUCCAGAGACAAAUGAACUAAGUGCUUCUGUGUCAUUACCCCAAUUGCUGCUCUUCCAUUACAAAUUAACACAGAGAACGUGUGCAGAAACAGCCUCAGCUUCUACC